Gaeumannomyces tritici R3-111a-1 is the source of this 628-nucleotide messenger RNA. RefSeq lists its product as hypothetical. The record is from RefSeq and is a predicted model, not a curated record. The transcript has 2 exons. The coding region runs from base 59 to 628 and encodes 189 amino acids. NCBI's taxonomy places the organism in Eukaryota, Fungi, Ascomycota, Sordariomycetes, Magnaporthales, Magnaporthaceae.
UAUCGUGCCGAUGUAAUGGAGUUCUACCUUCGUUAUCCUUCGCGUUGACGUCGGCGCCAUGCUGGAUAAGGAGGGCGCAGAUUUCCUGGUUUUUGUGGACGUGCAAAGGAGUUUUCUUGUCUUCAUCCUUCGCGUUGACGUCGGCACCAUGUUGGAUAAGGAGGGCGCAGAUUUCCUGGUUUUCGUGGACGUGCAAAGGAGUAUCUCCGUUUGUGUUUUUCGCGUUGACAUCGGCGCUAUGUUGGAGAAAAAGAGCACACAUUUUCUGGUUUUUGUGGACGUGCAAAGGAGCAUCUCCGUUUGUGUUCUUCGCGUUGACGUCGGCGCCAUGCUGGAUAAGGAGGGCGCAAAUUUCCCGGUUGUUGUGGACGUGCAAAGGAGUACCUCCAUUUGGGUCCGCUCCUCGUCCAGCGAGAAGAGUUUCGAGCAGAUCUUCGUGGUUGUUGCGAACCGCAUACCACAGUGCUGGACGGCCAAAAUGAUCGCGGGCGUUGACGUCGAGCCCUUUGUCGAGAAGCUUGAUGACCUCAUCCAUAUCACCAAGGCCGGCGGCUGCCCAGAUGUGAAGGUCGGCCCAUCGCUCGAGAAGGAACGACGGGAUGGAGACGUCAACUUGCCGCCAGACUAG